CUAUUGUUGUACCUUUUUGAAUAAAAAAUAAAGGUCGAUCGACACUCAACUUCAGUCAUGGCAUACCAGUUCUACAUAUCGAAAUUCUUACGAUGGGUCAUCAGCAAAAGCAGUCUCCAUGGCGGAUAUCACAUCACAGGACCAAGACACACCAUAUUCGAAAAAUACAUGUGGGGUACCAUUAUCAUCCUGGCCAUCCUGUACUCGCUAUAUCUGAUCACUCUGUUUUGGCUUCGUUACCUCACAAAUCCAACCGUAAUCUCGCUCGAUCGCAACUACCACGAAUGGAAUACGACGUUUCCAAGUCUUACGGUCUGUUUCCACGAUCGGUUGAAUGUCACGGCGAGGGAUAACGUAAUCCGUAGAGUAAAACCAGCAAACCCGACAAAAUUUGAGAAGUUUUUGAAUAUUCUGGCUGAAAUAGAUAUAACCAACAUCCAGCAACUGAAGGGUUAUGAUGAGUACAGUAGCUUGGAUAUCAAUGCUAUUCUGAACGAAAUCGUCAACUAUGUGGAUGUACCUGUGGUGCUAAGUAACGAUGAGGAAACCAAUAUGGUGCGAGUUAUUACAGAACUCGGCAUUUGCUAUAGUUUCAAUUCAGCUAUCAAUCAGUAUUUAUCGGUUAAUAAGGACGAAAACUAUAUGGCUCGCCAUUUGAUUGAAAUAAGCAUAAUGGAGAGAGAUACCACGGCCUCCUUAAACAACCUAACGUCGAAUGGAAAUAUCUUCUACCACGGUCCCUUUGAAGUGCCCACGUAUCUGAGGCAACUUAUCGUACCGUCUUCAGCGUCCACGUUUUUGCAAAUGUCGUUCAAACCGGUGAUCAUAACGGCAGAUACCACCAUCGAAAAUCUGUACGUCCAGCAACGGAACUGUCGAUAUCCUCAUGAGUCAAAUUUGAAGCUAUUUCCAAAAUUUUACUCCUACAGUUUGUGCUUGUUCGAGUGCAAAUUACAGCAAUUUUUGGAAAAAUGUGGCUGUGUUCCUUUUCUGUAUAAUUUGGGAGUUGGCAUUCCAGUGUGUCGUUUGAAAAAACUGACAUGCAUUUCAGAUCACUUGGUGAAAGUUCAACAGUCUGUUUCAACUUGCGGUUGUCUAAAGGAUUGCAAUUUGAUAAAUUUUACGCUCCAAAGCUACUUGAUGAUCGAUUGGUUUAAUAAUCCGCUGAUUAAAUGGGACAUGGUCACCUCAAAGGUGCGGUAUAGUAGACGCAUCAUUUUCGAUUUGGCGGAUGCUAUGGUGUCUACCGGAGGUAUUGCUGCACUGUUUUUUGGUGCAAGUUUUGUCACGGUUGUGGAAAUUUCAUUUCUCAUAGUGAGAACAACUUUCUCUGGCCUCGGAUUGAACCAAUCGACACAAUGGAAAUGAACAAAACAUUCGGUCUGCAGACGAGUUUAUACUGAAACAUACCUAUUAUGCAUA
Aedes albopictus (Asian tiger mosquito) is the source of this 1422-nucleotide messenger RNA. RefSeq names its product pickpocket protein 11-like. Gene Ontology annotation, biological process: sodium ion transmembrane transport. Gene Ontology annotation, cellular component: plasma membrane. Lineage: Eukaryota; Metazoa; Arthropoda; Insecta; Diptera; Culicidae. The record is from RefSeq and is a predicted model, not a curated record. Gene Ontology annotation, molecular function: ligand-gated sodium channel activity.